This is a messenger RNA of Miniopterus natalensis, 2805 nucleotides long. NCBI's taxonomy places the organism in Eukaryota, Metazoa, Chordata, Mammalia, Chiroptera, Miniopteridae. The record is from RefSeq and is a predicted model, not a curated record.
GUAUCAGCUGAUCUACUCCCUGGACAACGCGAACCACACCUUCUCUGAGAUCGAUGUGCUGGGCGAUUACCUCCAGACCCUGAAGCUCAUGCAGCUGAUGGCCCGCAACAUCAUUGCCCAGCUGUCGGGGGUGCCUGUGUGGACGGAGGUCACAGCCGAGCUGACUGAGCUGGCCGACCAGAGUGGCUGUGUGGAGCACUACAGGUGGCUUUCCUACCUCCUGCUCUUCAUCCUGGACCUGGCCGUCUGCCUCGUCGCCUGCGUGGGACUGGCCAAGCGCUCCAGGUGUCUUCUGGCCUUGAUGCUGUGCUGUGGGCUACUGGCCGUGAUCCUCAGCUGGGCGUCCCUGGCUGCGGACACCGCUGCAGCCGUGGGCACCAGCGACUUCUGCACAGCUCCCGACACCUUCAUCCUAAACAUCACAGAGGGCCGGCUCAGUAAAGAGGUGACCCGUUACUACCUGUAUUGCAAUCAGAGCGUCAGCAGCCCCUUCCAGCAGGUGCUGACCGUCUUCCAGCGCUCGCUGACCACCAUGCAGAUCCAGGUUGCAGGACUGCUGCAGUUUGCUGUGCCCGUCUUCCCCACGGCAGAGAAGGAUCUGCUCAGCAUCCAGCUCCUGUUAAACUCCUCAGAGUCCAGCCUUCACCAGCUGACAGCCUUGUUGGAUUGCCGAGGGCUGCACAAGGACUACCUGGAUGCCCUCACUGGCAUCUGCUACGAUGGCAUCGAGGGCUUGCUCUACCUGGGCCUCUUCUCCCUCUUGGCUGCCCUGGCCUUCUCCACUAUGAUCCGUGCGGGGCUGUUGGCCUGGAAGCACUUCACCACCAGGGACAGAUACUAUGACGACAUCGAUGAUGACGACCCCUUCAACCCCCAGGCCCGGCGCAUUGCCGCCUACAUUCCCCCUCGGGGUCCGCUUCACAGCUUCUGCAGCUACAGCAGCAGCCUGGACAGCCAGACCAGCCUGCAGCCCCCCGCGCAGACUGUCUCCAACGCCCCCGUCUCAGAGUACAUGAACCAAGCUGUGCUCUUCGGUGGGAACCCACGCUACGAGAACACGCCACUCAUCGGAAGAGGCUCCCCUCCUCCCACGUACUCGCCCAGCAUGAGGGCCACCUACCUGUCUGUGGCGGAUGAGCCCCUGCGGCACUACCGCAAUGAGUUUCCAGCCUAACACUCCAGAGGUUCCUGCCUCCUCCAUCUGGUUUGGUUUGUAAUGAAGUCACACGAAAGCUGCAUUUCUUCAAUAGAAGCCAAAGGCCUUUGGGAGCCGUUUGCAGGACUGGAGGCUCCUGAUUCCGCAGAGGAGCCGCCGAGGUUUGGGCAGAAUCAGCCCGGGCUUGGCCAAGGUCCUGACCAAAGCCCCAGGCAGACGGAGGACCCACCACCUGGACCAGCCUCUCCCUCUUCUGGCCUCCUCUCCCCACCAGAAAUGACCCCCAGCUGCUCAGCUGUCCGAGCUGGGAGCUCACUCCUGCAUCUGCCCUCGCCGGUGGGGAAUGGCAGUGAGGAGGGGCCAGGUCAGGCUCCAGGGCCCUGUUGCCAGGACUGUGCCUCCUGCGAGCACAGCCCAGAGCCCAAGCAACACUCUCUGUCUCCUGGCUGCACGGAUGGGUAGCAUUUUCCUGCAGGUGAAGGUGGAAGAGCUGAUCAGGAAAUGCUUUUAAGGAAGGUGGUGUCCCCAGUGAGACCCGACACUCCAAAUCAGUCUCCCAGGGCCUGGUGGCCUCUUUCUGGGCCACAGAGGGAAGGAGCUGGAGAGCUCCUCAUAUGAGGCUGGUGGCUCCAGGGCCCAGGGACUGCAGCCUGGUGCCUGGUGGCUUCUGCAGUGACACCCAGUGGGAAAGCGGGUGAAAACCUGCCCCGUUCUGCCAGCUCUCCACAGCCCACCAUCACCUCACCUCCAUUCCAGACUCAAUGCUGGGAGUUUGUUCACUGCCAAUAGGACGGUCUCAGGUAUUAACAGACACUUUGAAAGCGACUUUAACUCUUUUUUUUCCAGUGUUUUAAAUACUUUGAUUAUCCAAAGACUUGAGCCUCAUAGCAUAUCCAGUUUUUACAAUAGAUUUGGGGCUCACUCCUUUUCAUAUCUUGCUGACACCGGCCCGGUCUUUAAGGAUAUGGGGUGGGGGAGGGGGGUUUUAAACAAAAUAAAGAUCAGUGAGACAUCCUGUCCUAAGCUGCUGUUGGAUGGGAAUGUGGGUUCACCCCACGCCGGGGGAGGCCCUUUAAGGGAGGAAGGAAGGGCAAACAGCAUGCAUGGUCCCGCCCAGGGGAAUGGCCCGGUCCUGGGACGGCUUUCCCGUCCCUUUUGUCUUCAAGCAAGCUUGUCAGUAAAGGUUUUAGCAAAGCUGGACAGCUGUGUCUUGAUACAAAGAGGCGUCUUCCCUACCUCCCCACCACCCUGUCCCCAGCCCGUUGUCCCAGGCCCCCGCACUACCUGCUAGGUGAGAAGGCGCUUGUUAACCAGGAGAAAACAAAGACCCGUCGUUCUGCUCACCCACAGAGAAGCCAGCGUUAGGGUCUUCGGUGUGGCCAACACUGAAGCCCCCACAGCCUCAUGUGCCAAUGCUGGGACGUGGGGUGGCAUGGCUUGGGACAAGGACUCUAUUUCUGUUUUGGAAGAGCCACCUUCUCAUCAAAACACUGACAGCAGAGUGGUUCCCAGCCCCCAGCCAAGCCCCCAUGACACAAUGGGGCCCCAGGGCAGCCCCAGCUCUCACCUGCAUUAACCUGUGCGAACCAAGCACCACAAACGCACCGUUGUGUGGCCACAUCGUGUGCAGAUAAAAACUGAGGCGACAA